This is a messenger RNA of Neohortaea acidophila, 630 nucleotides long. RefSeq lists its product as uncharacterized. NCBI's taxonomy places the organism in Eukaryota, Fungi, Ascomycota, Dothideomycetes, Mycosphaerellales, Teratosphaeriaceae. The transcript has a single exon. The coding region runs from base 1 to 630 and encodes 209 amino acids. The record is from RefSeq and is a predicted model, not a curated record.
AUGCAACAGGCAUCAUGUAUUGGAGAAGCUAUCGUCGCUACCCAUUGCAAGCCCACGGAUAGCUAUUGUAUCUGCGACUCGGAUGUCUUCCUGUCGUCCGUUCAGGAGUGCUCGACGACUACGUGCUCUGUGGAGACACAAGAGAGUCAGUAUCAACCUCGCUAUUCUGUUGACAGCUCACUGAUAUCAAUGUGUCUAGACGCCUCUCUGGCCGCAAUGGAGUUUUGCGGCAAAGUCGAUCUUGUGAAGCGAAACGCUUUCACAGACGGCCGUCAACGUUGGGUUGAGGGAGGUCAAGAGCAUUGGCGCGAGGGAGGACAAGAGCACUGGCGCCAGGGAGGGCACGAGCACUGGCGUCAGGGAAGCUAUGAGCACUGGCGCGACGGAGGGCAUGAACAUUCGUCUUUGUGGCAUUACAAAACGGCUGAGCACGGCCACUCGACCGUCACCACGGAGUCUAAGACGCACACCCAGACGCGCACGAAGCCCUGGACUACGAUAACUAAGACGCGCGCCCACACACAGACCUACACGCGUGAAACGACAAAGACCAAGACGCAUGAGUCGACGAGCAAAGGUCGACCCACGCAUCCGGUCACUGUCUCUCCAAGGCCUACCCAUUGGCCUUGA